This is a messenger RNA of Eucalyptus grandis, 2269 nucleotides long. RefSeq names its product transcription factor ICE1. Gene Ontology annotation, biological process: regulation of DNA-templated transcription. Gene Ontology annotation, cellular component: nucleus. Gene Ontology annotation, molecular function: DNA-binding transcription factor activity; sequence-specific DNA binding; protein dimerization activity. NCBI's taxonomy places the organism in Eukaryota, Viridiplantae, Streptophyta, Magnoliopsida, Myrtales, Myrtaceae. The record is from RefSeq and is a predicted model, not a curated record.
CAUCAACAGCAACAGCAGAAGAGAGAGAAAGUAGAGAGAGAAAGCAGAGAGAGAGAGAGAGAGAGGGAGAGAGAGAAGCACGCAGACAGAUAACCGCUAAGCGCCACCGUCUCCACUCAUUUUUUCACCCCCCUCCUCCUCCACCUCCUCCUCCUCCUCUUCUUCCCUGGAGUACAAAAAGGGCGACAGUGAAAAACCCUACAGCCCUUUUCACCAGUACUUCUCCUUCUCCUUUCUCUCUCUGUCUCGGUCUCUGUCUCGGUCUCUGUUUCUCUCUCUGUUUUUCUCUCUCUCUCUCUCUCUGUGAGCAGAAAAGGGAGAGAUGGUUCUGGGUCCCAGCGGCGUCGCCUGGAUGGACAACGUGGGCGAGGAAGACGAGGUCUCCUGGACCCGGGACGCCGCCGCCGCCGCCGCCGCCGCCGCAGCCGCCGCCCACCACCACCACCACGACGGCGGCGGCGGCGGCAACGACGACGAAGCGGCGCGGCACAAGGAAGGCGAGCUGGAUGGAGGGGCCUCGCUGCCCACCUUCAAGUCCAUGCUCGACGCCGACUGGUCCUACUUCGCCACCAACCCGCCUCACCAUUCCCAGCAGCAGCAGCAGCUGCAGCCCGCUCCGGAAAUGGCCGACCUUUCCUUCUCCUCCGCCGCCCCGAUUCCCGAUAACGCCCUCCUCCUCCACCAUUCGCACCACCCGCACCCGCUCGACUCGUCCUCCUCGUGCUCGCCGUCGCAGGCCUUCGUCCUCGACCCCUCGCAGACCCACCAGCCCUUCCUGCAGCCCAAGCACUGCUUCUCCUCCCUCCUCAACGUCGCCUGGAACAAUUCCUUUGACAAUGGAUUCGAUUUGGGCUGCGACGCCGCCGGGCUUUUUGGCUCGGUGCAGGGCAAUCAGACCUCGAGCGCGCCGCUUCUCAUGGGCGGUUCCGAGCUGGGCUCCGGUUCCGAGCUGCUGCCCGUGCCCAGUCGGCUCGUCCCGCUCGGUGAAAACUCAACCCAAUUGCCAGGCGGCGGGUUCGGGCUGACUGGGUUCGAAGGCUUCGAGAGCCCCGGCAACCCACUGUUCACGAACAGGUCUACCAAGGUCCUAAGGCCUCUUGAGGUUUUCCCCCAGACGGGCGCCCAGCCGACUCUGUUUCAGAAGAGAGCUGCCCUGAGAAAUGGGUCUGGCAGUAAUGGCGGCGGGGCUGAGAAAUUGGGGAAUUUGGAGAUCUCGGUGUCGAGGUUCGGCGAAUUGGACAAGAAGAGAAAGAAGAUUGAUGAUGGUAUUAAUGACGAAUUGAGCUUUGAUGGGUCCGGUUUGAAUUAUGAUACCGAUGAGGGUAAUGAGAGCGGGAAGGCUAUGGAGGACUCGAAGCACGAAGGGUGCAAUUCGAAUGCAAACAGCACGGUCACAGUCGGCGAUCAGAAGGGGAAGAAGAAGGGGCUGCCGGCGAAGAAUCUGAUGGCUGAGCGGCGCCGGAGGAAGAAGCUGAAUGAUAGGCUGUACAUGCUUAGGUCGGUAGUGCCCAAGAUCAGCAAGAUGGAUAGAGCUUCAAUUCUUGGGGAUGCUAUUGACUACUUGAAGGAGCUUCUGCAAAGGAUCAAUGACCUCCAUAACGAGCUAGAAUCGACCCCGCCUGGAACCAUGUUGCCCCCUUCGACUAAUUUUCAUCCAUUGACACCAACUCCGCCCACCCUUCCUUGCCGUGUGAAGGAAGAACUGUGCCCGAGCUCCUUGCCAAGUCCCAAAGGCCAGCCUGCAAGAGUGGAGGUUAGAGUGAGGGAAGGGAGAGCAGUGAACAUCCACAUGUUUUGUGCACGCAGACCGGGGCUCUUGCUCUCCACCAUGAGGGCUCUAGACAACCUUGGGUUGGACAUUCAACAGGCUGUCAUCAGCUGUUUCAACGCAUUCGCUAUGGACAUUUUCCGAGCUGAGCAAUGUAGGGAAGGUCAAGAUGUCCUCCCAGAACAGAUCAAGGCACUUCUCUUAGAGUCAGCUGGCUUCCAUGGGAUGGUGUGACUCAGCGGGAGUAGAUUAACUGGAGCGAAGCCGAUGCUAACCCUAGUUUCCGUUGAGCUGUUUAGUCUUUUUAAUUGUAAAUGCUGCCUCCUCUGGUAUGCUUAAGCAGAAAGUAGGUUUAGCUAGUUUAAUGUUGCAAUUUCGAGGUUGAAUUACCUUACUUUACCUAAAUGGGAUGUACUUCCAUGAACAUGCUUCUAGAGAGCAAGACGAUGUUCCUAAGUUUCCAGUUUCAUAGAUAGAAAUUCGCUCUCCCUUUUCUUUUCA